AUGUCUCUUUUUUUUCUUAUUUCUCUCUCGCUUCGACUCCAUGUUAUUUUUCUAAGCUUUUAUCUUUUCCCGCCGUCUUUUGUUUUCUCUUCACAGACGCCAUCUUUACUUCAAAGCUCACGUCGCUUUCUUCCCGUCACUUUUGGACUCUCCUUCUUUCCGUCUCCUUUCUUGCUCUCCUUCUUUCUCGUCUCCUUUCUUGCUCUCCUUCUUUCUUGUCUCCUUUCUUGCUCUCCUUCUUUCUUGUCUCCUUUCUUGCUCUCCUUCAUUCUUGCUCUCCUUUCUUGCUCGCCUCCUUUCUUGCUCGCCUCCUUUCUUGCUCUCCUUCUUUCUUGUCUCCUUUCUUGCUCUCCUUCUUUCUUGUCUCCUUUCUUGCUCUCCUUCUUUCUCGCCUCCUUUCUUGCUCUCCUUCUUUUUUGCUCGUCUCCUUUCUUGCUCUCCUUCUUUCUCGUCUACUUUCUUGCUCUCCUCUUUCUUUUCCCAUUUCUCUUAUGCCGCCAUUCUAUUUUUUUUAAGUGCACAACCUCGAUAUUAUGCCGGUUUACUCUCUCUCUCUCUCUCUCUCACCUCUCUCUGUUUCUUCCAUUCGCUCUCCUUUCUCCCUUUUGUCUUUUUCUCUCUCUUUCUCCUUUUCUCUCACUUUUCUCUCUUUUUCUUUUUCUCUCUCACUCGCUUUCUCCCUUUUCUCUCGCUUUUUCUAUCCAGGCAGAUUAUGCGCUCUUACUCUCUGUCUCCUCUCUCUUUCUCUCUCUCUCAUAA
Molecule: messenger RNA, 759 nt
Organism: Acanthosepion pharaonis
Lineage: Eukaryota; Metazoa; Mollusca; Cephalopoda; Sepiida; Sepiidae
Source: the annotation of a GenBank genome assembly